Messenger RNA from Anopheles funestus (African malaria mosquito), 1572 nucleotides. Its product is annotated as transmembrane protein 223. Gene Ontology annotation, cellular component: mitochondrion. The record is from RefSeq and is a predicted model, not a curated record. The transcript has 2 exons. The coding region runs from base 822 to 1523 and encodes 233 amino acids. NCBI's taxonomy places the organism in Eukaryota, Metazoa, Arthropoda, Insecta, Diptera, Culicidae. Gene Ontology annotation, biological process: nervous system development.
UUGUUUUAACUUUUAUUAUCGACCUUUGAUUUCAUUUAGUGAUCUUCACAAAUAAUUGUUCACUUAAAAGUACAGAUACUAGUAAGCGACAACCAGACAACUUUUCCUACCAAGUAGAAAGUAUCCUCUCUCCUACUUGGCUUCUUUGAUCUACAAAUUGUUUCGUUGAAGUGCUUAAUAACAUUAAUCAAAAUGGCUAGGUUCUUGUUUUUCUUUGGAAAAUUAAUAUAUGUUAUCGAUUAUCUGUUUAAAACUAUGAUACAUGGAAUAGAAAUUAUUUUCUUUUGUUUGGAUCUGCGAAUGUUUUGUUUUGCAUAUAGAUCAUUGGGGCACUGCACACCAGCGGUUCAAAUGUAAUUGUGUCAAAAACUCUGAUUGGGUAGUCUACUCGUCUCUCAGUUUCUUUACCUAUGCAUCUCUUCAAUCAUAUAAUUGUUCUAUAGCUAAUCCAUUUGUUAAAAGUCCAUUCCAGACUUUAGUUUAAGUUUAUUAAACCAAUCCUCAUUACCAAAUUCAAUGUCAAACAGUAUCGCCCGCAAUGACAUUGCACCCCUACUAUCAAUAAUCGCCGUCAGGUAGCUGUUUGAUUUUAAUUAUUUUGUUUUAUUUUACAGUGCCGCGUAAAAUUAUUUUGUUGUUUACUGUAUCAAAAAUUCUCAACAUUCAAUUUCACCUAAUGUCAUUCCGGUUGGCCGUACCCACUAUCUGUAUGCCGCAUGCAGGGGCGAAUUGUUGUCUAAACAUAAACAAACUUGAUGUCUUCAAAAUGCAGUUAGAUAACAAUCGUUUUGUUGGUACCAUUUAGGAAAGCAAUAGAAACCAUGAUUUUAAGGCUUCUCUCGUAUCCCACCAGUCGCUUUGGAAAAUCUAUCACCAGUCUGGCCAAUGUACGAAACUGGUGUCCAGCUCCGGGGAAUGCAUUUCGAUCCACCGUAUGUCGGCAACAGUCGACACAAGUGUCGGCAAACCGUGUGUAUGAUGUGAAUACCAAAGUUCCAAAGGAUGUAAUGCUGUUUAAGUACGAGAAUCCGCGAUUCUUCAAAAUGCUGAACAUUUUCGCAGUGUCGCAGUUUCUCUUCUGGGGUUACCUAUGUCACUUUUCAUACACCACCCUCAAGGACGCUCCCGUACAAGAAGAUGGAAAGGAGGAUCUUCCAUGGUAUAAGCGGGUGAAUUUGGGCGAAAAUAAAUAUCGCAAUGGUAUUGCCAUCAUGUGCUUUUUCAUAGGUUACGGAGUCUUGUUCGCUUCGUGGAUUUUCACAUUACGAUCCGUGCGUUACUUGGUGCUGCGGAAAGGUGGCGAUAAGGUCAGCGUGGUCACGUAUGCUCCUUUUGGAACGAACCGCAUCAUGGAUGUUCCACUAAAGUAUGUUUCUGCGCAAGAGUCUAGAGAAGCCGCUCGUGUCACGGUACCGGUAAAGAUAAAAAAUCGGGCAUUGUUUUACAUGCUAGAUAUGCGAGGUGAAUUUACAAACCACAAGCUUUACGAUUACACGGUCGGAUUAAGCCGGAAGCUUAAAUGAUCGAUAGGAGAAUGAAAAAUAAACAUCCACAAGGAAAUUACAUUUUAAA